Molecule: messenger RNA, 5490 nt
Organism: Rhinolophus ferrumequinum (greater horseshoe bat)
Lineage: Eukaryota; Metazoa; Chordata; Mammalia; Chiroptera; Rhinolophidae
Gene: KCND2
Product: potassium voltage-gated channel subfamily D member 2
Exons: 7
Coding region: 1130-3022 (630 amino acids)
Biological process (GO): potassium ion transmembrane transport; protein homooligomerization
Cellular component (GO): voltage-gated potassium channel complex; membrane
Molecular function (GO): voltage-gated monoatomic ion channel activity involved in regulation of postsynaptic membrane potential; A-type (transient outward) potassium channel activity; protein binding
Source: RefSeq, a predicted model, not a curated record
ACUUACCCCUCACCAGGACACCUUUAACUACUUGAACCGUUUUAGAUCUGCGCGCAGAUGCGCAGAGAGAAUGGAGGGGACGCACACACAGACUCAAGCCCCUGGACGCUGACAUUUAGAAAAAGGUUCUAAAUCCUUACUGUCAUUCGCAAAGGACGGGAAAAGGAGUUGUGCGCCUCGGAUUCGGCUGCUCGCGAGCUGCUCUCUCUGCUUUUCCCUUUCCGGGUGCACCGCGAGGAGAAAGUCUCUAUGCAACUCAGCCCCGGCGCGCACUUUGCCAGGUAUGUACCGCGGGCGAGGCGCGUUCUUCGCGGAGGCAGAUGCUGCUGCCGCCGCGGCGGCGGCGGCUGCCAGCUCCCGGGCUCCGUAACUGUCACACUGCACCUGAGCUGAACUUGAAAAGAGAGUGAAGGGGCGAUUGGGCGAACGCUUUUAGCAGACGCUAGGGGUGCUUGUAGACGAGGGGGAGGAGGAUCUUUAUUAACGCACCCCACCGUGCCCACCGCACAGCACCUCCAUCUCUGCAAAUACGGCCCAAGGGGUAGAGGCAGCGAUCAGAUUCCCAAAGAAACGUGGGGCAGCGGCUGUGACCGCACCUGGGAAGCUACAACAGGUCGCCUUUUUGAGACUCCUUUGGCGGGAAGGUCUCCUUGGACAGGGAAGGUUUGAAAGAGCUAAAAGGGAAGGUGGAAGGGUGCCCUGAUUCGUCAAAAGAAUACCACUAAGUGGCUGCCCUUCGUUUUCUCUACCUUAAACGACGCAUACUGACCCCACGUUAAACAGACUGUGUCAGGAGAGGAAUCAGAGACACCUGUUUGAAGAAAUUGCUGCAUCUAAAGUCACCUGUACACUUAUUUGUUCCAAGACAGGCCUGGUGUGACUGCUUGACAAGGUUUAGUUAGGUUUUGUUGGGCGUGAUUGUCAGAACAUUGUAUGAAAUACCUGUCUUUGAGGGAAACUUACCCUUCUGAGAACUGUGAUUUCUCUAGGAGCUCUACCUUGGAAUAAAGGUGAUAUCGCGGACCACAGUUCUCUGUAAUAUUUGUUUGACGAGAGCAAGUGGGUGAUUGGGGCUACUUUGACCCACUAGGAGGCCUGAUUGCCUUUCCGGCCUCCACCUCAAGGAACCAUGGCGGCGGGUGUAGCAGCAUGGCUGCCCUUUGCAAGGGCAGCGGCCAUCGGGUGGAUGCCUGUGGCCUCGGGGCCCAUGCCAGCUCCCCCAAGGCAGGAGAGGAAAAGGACUCAAGAUGCUCUAAUUGUGCUGAAUGUGAGUGGCACCCGUUUCCAAACAUGGCAGGACACCCUGGAACGAUAUCCAGACACUCUGCUGGGCAGUUCUGAGAGGGACUUUUUCUACCAUCCUGAGACUCAGCAAUACUUUUUUGACCGUGACCCAGACAUCUUCCGCCAUAUCCUGAAUUUCUACCGCACUGGGAAGCUCCACUAUCCUCGCCAUGAGUGCAUCUCUGCUUACGAUGAAGAACUGGCCUUCUUCGGCCUCAUCCCAGAAAUCAUUGGUGACUGCUGUUAUGAGGAGUACAAGGAUCGGAGGCGAGAGAACGCGGAGCGUCUCCAGGACGAUGCUGACCCCGACAACACCGGAGAGAGUGCGCUGCCGACCAUGACCGCUCGGCAGAAGGUCUGGCGGGCCUUUGAGAACCCCCACACCAGCACCAUGGCCCUGGUCUUCUACUACGUCACAGGGUUCUUCAUUGCCGUCUCGGUCAUCGCUAAUGUGGUCGAAACCGUGCCAUGUGGGUCUAGCCCAGGUCACAUUAAAGAACUGCCCUGCGGGGAGCGGUAUGCAGUGGCCUUCUUUUGCUUGGACACAGCCUGCGUCAUGAUCUUCACAGUUGAGUACUUGCUUCGCCUGGCUGCAGCGCCAAGUCGUUACCGAUUUGUGCGGAGUGUCAUGAGCAUCAUCGAUGUGGUGGCCAUCCUGCCUUAUUACAUUGGGCUAGUGAUGACAGACAAUGAGGACGUCAGCGGAGCCUUUGUCACCCUCCGGGUCUUCCGGGUCUUCCGGAUCUUUAAGUUUUCCCGCCACUCCCAAGGCCUGCGCAUCCUGGGGUACACACUGAAGAGUUGUGCCUCAGAAUUGGGCUUCUUGCUCUUUUCGCUUACCAUGGCUAUCAUCAUUUUCGCUACAGUUAUGUUCUACGCAGAGAAGGGGUCUUCCGCCAGCAAGUUCACCAGCAUCCCUGCUGCCUUCUGGUACACCAUCGUCACCAUGACAACACUAGGGUAUGGUGACAUGGUACCUAAAACCAUAGCAGGGAAGAUUUUUGGAUCCAUCUGUUCUCUGAGUGGGGUCUUGGUCAUCGCUCUACCUGUUCCAGUAAUUGUAUCCAACUUCAGUCGAAUCUACCACCAAAAUCAACGAGCAGACAAACGGAGAGCACAGAAGAAAGCCAGACUGGCCAGAAUCCGGGCAGCCAAAAGCGGAAGUGCAAAUGCGUACAUGCAGAGCAAACGGAAUGGUUUACUCAGCAAUCAACUGCAGUCCUCUGAGGAUGAGCAGGCCUUUGUUAGCAAAUCCGGCUCCAGCUUCGAAACCCAGCACCACCACCUGCUUCACUGCCUGGAAAAAACCACGAAUCACGAGUUUGUGGAUGAACAAGUCUUUGAAGAAAGCUGCAUGGAAGUCGCAACUGUUAAUCGUCCUUCAAGUCACAGCCCCUCUCUCUCUUCACAACAAGGAGUCACCAGCACUUGCUGUUCACGACGACACAAAAAAACUUUCCGCAUCCCAAACGCCAACGUGUCUGGAAGCCACCGAGGCAGUGUGCAAGAACUCAGUACAAUUCAGAUCAGAUGUGUGGAAAGAACCCCGCUAUCUAACAGCCGAUCCAGUUUAAAUGCCAAAAUGGAAGAGUGUGUUAAACUAAACUGUGAACAACCUUAUGUGACUACAGCAAUAAUAAGCAUCCCAACACCUCCAGUAACCACCCCCGAAGGAGAUGACAGGCCAGAAUCUCCUGAGUACUCAGGAGGAAACAUUGUCAGAGUGUCUGCUUUGUAAGACAAUUGGAAUCAGGUCGAAAGAGAAUUUGAGCCCUGGUUGUGGAAAGAAUCCCAAUGUGGAAGAAAGAAGAAACAAUGAACCUUUUGCAGAUGAAAACAUCAAAGCGAGAAGGUUGGUAGUAAAACAAACAAACAAAAAAAACGCAAAGCUUCCAAACUAGAGGAUGGAAAUACAACCACCAAAUGGCAUUUCUGGACGGAGUUUGACCUGUUCGACAGAGGUAUAUAGUCUGUGGCCUGUUGACUUUGCAAAUGAGCACAAUGAAAUGCCACCUAUUGAUGCUUCUUAUGACCAGGACUCUUUUUUAAUAAAAUAAAUAAAAUAAAUCUUUGAACCUAAUGUUCCAGUUGAAUGCAAAACAAAACAAAAAAAAAUAUGGAAAACAUUUUGAUACAAAUUUUUCCUGUCAAAACCAUAAAUAUUGGCUAUGAUGAAGAUUAUUGCAUAUUAAAAAAAUAAAAAGUCAUGCAACACAUUUGUAUUGACUGAAGGAAACCAUCAUCAUGCAUGCUUUGGAGCAGUGAUCUCAGUUUCCUUAUGUUGUCUUCAGAAUAGGCAUGAUAAACUAUAAUUGUAGAAAGGGGGGAUUUCUGUGCACUUACAACAAGCGAUUGUUCAUGUUCCAUGGUGAGCUGUGCAAAUAAAUUCCUUUUAGAACUCUAGCAUUUCUCAUAGGAAUGCUCCAUAGUACAUCUAAAGUGUUCAGAUAGUUCUGUAUCAAUUAUCAUUUUACCUUGCACCUAGAUACUGUUACAACUGCAAUAAUUCAGUGUACACCUGUUGUAUCAGGAAUCAGGAUUUUUUGUUGAUGUACUUUCCAGAUCUUCAUAAAUACAGUAACAGCCACAUUCAUAGAAAAAUUUCUAGUGUGGCCAGGUUUUAGAUAACUUUUUACCCAAAACUCUUGCGUCAUAAACGUUUUUCAGUAAUAUUCUUUGGUCUGCUGUGUUCCCGUGGCAAUGCAUUACUUGUUCCUCUGUUUCUAUAGCACCUUUCUAUUGGCUUAUCGUCAUCAACUGGACUAACAUUUUGUAGUGCAAAUGACUUUCCUACUUUUGUAUUCCCCCAAAAUUAUAAGUACAUUGUCAUCGUCAAUCCUCUUGUCAAAAAUCGGGAAAAAGGAGUUGACACCUAAGAAUUAUCUCUAGCCUCUUUGCUGUUUUGGGAAAGCCCAGAUACUGGAUAUACAUACCACUGUAUGUUUUGUGAAAAGAGUUGGCUGGGAGUAAUAUCACAGGAUCAAUUAUCCCAGAAUCUCACUCAAUGUAUUAUUUAUUUUGCUUUAGAUCUCAAAUACAUUGUGAGAAUCAUCUGAAUUGAAAUGCAGAGAUAAACUGCAGUGCUUUAUGUAACAAUAUUUGAUGAAAGCAUGCUUUCUACACCGUUGGGGAAGGAGGCACAAAUUUAUCUCAGAAAGGAGCAAUUUUCUCCACGAAAUCAGGAGGUCAGGAGUUUAAUGAUGCAAAGUUGAUCUUUAUGUACAUUUAAGUGAAAAGUCUUCAUACCUUUUCACCUUUAAAAUUUAUCAGCAGACAUGUCUGCAUGUGACAGUGUAAAAAAGUUUUAUGUCAAAUGAAAAGUUUUGUUCAUUCCAAGCCACCAGUGUGAGGAAUAAAGUUUAGCUUUCAUACAAGGAAAGAGUUAAUAAUUAUCCCUCUACUAUAGAGAUUUUAAAAUGCUUAUCAUAAUUUAUCAUAAAAGGAAUUAAUCCAACCAUUUUCAAGUAAAGCCAGAAAUUCUUGCUUUUUGUUUCUAGAACAACUUCUAGAACAAUGCUGUACACACAGUGGAUUUUAAUAAACAUUUGCUGAGUAAAAGUAAGAUGAACUCUACUAUUUGGAAGAACUGGCUUUAUUUCUAGUACAUCUUUUUAAAAAUUACUAACCUACCUAGAGUGUGAAUAUUAACAAUUAUAUUAACACCUGCCUCAUGUCACUUUACGCUUCUAGAGCAAAUAUAUAGUAAAACUUCUUUGAUAGCAUUUGUUGAAAAACUUUUUUAAAAAGUAGACUGAAGAAAACACAAUCAGGAAUACUUAGGUCUUCUGAUUCCCCAUGAGAAGUUCUAUUUUUCAUGUUCUAAAUAUUACAUUUUAAAAUAAUGCAAUUAGAUUACUUCAAAUGACAAUUCUGCCUCCCUUUCCACCUAUCAUUUAUCCAAAACUAUUACUUUAUUUAGACUUUUGGAAAAGAAAAAAAAAAACUUUUUGGUGUUUUAGGUGAUUUAAAAAUAUACUGUGUUGGUGGUGGAUGACUAUUGAUGACUGUGUUAAGUGCAUCUGUAUUGUAAAUGAAAUGUAAUUAUUUCUGUGUACCAUAUGGAGUAACCAAGGUCAUUUGUUUUUGACAAUUUUGUUCGAAAUCCAUAUAUCUUAUUUCAAAGGAUAGCAUAAUAUCUGCAUUAUGCUGGAAAAAAUAGACCUUUGGAGAAUACUUAAAUAAAACACGUGCAUGCUUGAACAGGAC